AUGCCUGGUAAUGCAUUCAACUUACGUUAUGACAAGUUGGUCAUAGCUGUUGGUGCUUACUCACAAACAUUCAAUGUACCUGGCAUCAAGGAGCAUGCACAUUUCCUCAAAGAUGUGCGAGAUGCUCGGGCAAUCAGGACACGCAUAAUAGAUUGUUUUGAGCAGGCCAAUCAACCUGUCCUCUCUGACGUCCAAUGCCGAAACUUGCUCAACUUCUGCAUUUGUAUGAUCAUAUUUGAUCAACACCAUGGUCCACCACCUGCCGCAGCCACUACCCUACUCCAGCAACAACCAGCGUCUAGCGCAUGCGCCCAGCACACGCCAACAUUUUCUGGUGUGGCUAAGGUGAAUGCGGACAACACUUUGGUGAAGGAGAAAGGAAGGUGCUGGGGAAAAUAG
Molecule: messenger RNA, 399 nt
Organism: Suillus bovinus
Lineage: Eukaryota; Fungi; Basidiomycota; Agaricomycetes; Boletales; Suillaceae
Exons: 4
Coding region: 1-399 (132 amino acids)
Molecular function (GO): NADH dehydrogenase activity
Source: RefSeq, a predicted model, not a curated record